Messenger RNA from Gossypium raimondii (Peruvian cotton), 1140 nucleotides. RefSeq lists its product as uncharacterized. Lineage: Eukaryota; Viridiplantae; Streptophyta; Magnoliopsida; Malvales; Malvaceae. The coding region runs from base 1 to 1140 and encodes 379 amino acids. The record is from RefSeq and is a predicted model, not a curated record. The transcript has 3 exons.
AUGUCGAGACCAAGCGGUGUUUCUAUUGCAACUACGGUGACGCCUUAUCUCGCUUUCAAAGUGUCAAAGUGGACAAACUUGACGCCUACUGUAGAGGAGUAUACGACCUUGCUUCGGUGCCCAAAGAUUCAAGUCGACAAGGCUUAUUCUAGAGCUGCUGGGGCCCUUCCGUUAUUAAAGAAACUAAUGAACAUUACUGGGAUGAGUGAGCAGUGGGUUGCUGCCCGAAUCCAGCAGAAAGGCGAUAGUAAAUGCGUUCCUUGGAAAAGCUUGCGAAAUUUGGUGCUGGUACAUCCUGAUGUAAAGAAAAGGGUCGAUGUGUUAGCUUUAGGUAUCUACGAAUUAGUGGUCUUCCCCAAAGCAUUAGGACAUAUAGACGAGGCCGUUUCUGAUCUAUCUUUGAACGCAUGCCGGAGAGUUGGAGAGGGAAGGUUCAUUGGAUGUGCUCAGCUCUUACUAGCAUGGUUUCAUAGCCACUUCUGGAAAGUAGAAAAGAUCUCUUAUCGGGUAUUCUCUGAUAGCUACUCUCCUUUAGAAGAAUUGGUAACCACGCCAAGAAGGGAUGACGUUUCAGAAGAAAAGUGGAUGGCGAUACUCCAGAAUCUCCGAGAUGAAGAUAUUGAGUGGAGGGCUCCUUGGCUAAUUCCUGAUGAGAUUUUAUACAGGUGUGGAGAUUUUGACUGGGUUCCUCUGCUCGGAAUAUGGAGAGCUAUCGGAUAUGCUCCUCUGCUCGUAUCAAGACAAUUCAGAUCACGACAAUUUAUACCAGCAACACAAGGGUUGGCCUAUUGUGAAUUUUCCUAUAAGGAGGACAAUUACAAGAAAAGGGUUCGAGAAAUGUCUAAUACCUGGAACCAGACUCGCCGAAUGAAAAUAUUAACUGUAGGACCGGUGAUGACCCCCGAGUAUAGUCAGUGGCGUGAUCAAAGGGUCAACGAUAAUAUCCCAGCAUCAAGUCCAGAAACUGCUCGAUCUUUAGAAGAGCACCUACAAAUAUUGCCCUCAGAGAUAGAAAUCAUCAAACAAGAAUUUGAAAAGAGGAGUUUAGAGUUAGGGAAGAAGAUAGAGCAACUAGAGGAAGAAAAACUACGAUUAGAAAUUUGGAUGUGGACAUUCAAAGACCGGAGGCCGACAAAUUGA